Molecule: messenger RNA, 1972 nt
Organism: Rhodofomes roseus
Lineage: Eukaryota; Fungi; Basidiomycota; Agaricomycetes; Polyporales; Fomitopsidaceae
Product: NCS1 nucleoside transporter family protein
Exons: 6
Coding region: 197-1888 (563 amino acids)
Biological process (GO): nucleobase transport; transmembrane transport
Cellular component (GO): plasma membrane
Molecular function (GO): nucleobase transmembrane transporter activity
Source: RefSeq, a predicted model, not a curated record
CUUCCCGGCUACUAUGAUACUUCGGGUUUGGGUUUGAGUACUCCCAAUCUUAUCGUGUCGCACCACUGAUACGUAUUGCAGGCUAUCAAAGGCGACGUUCAGGUCGUGAAAAAGCGCGGUGUCUACAUCAAACGAUAGCUUCAGACUUGCCGAAGGGAACCACCUCUUGUCUGCUCACUGUCACCGGUAGACAAACAUGGGGAUGCGGCGUAGACUGCUCCAGAAGCUUGAAGUGCCCAAUCAGGAGGAGGCGCAAGCGGACCGAUGGAACAACCAUGAUCUGAAGCCAGUCGAACCUGCGCGGAGGACAUGGGGGGCGAGGCAGUUCGUCGAACUGUGGAUCCUGGUUAACAUGAACAUCUCCGGGUAUCAGACUGGCUCGUCGCUCGUGGCUGAUGGGCUCAGUUGGUGGCAAGCAAUCAUCUGCAUCGCGUUCGGGAACAUCCUAGCUGCAAUCUUCUGCACACUCAACUCAACGUCCGGAGCCUACUACCACAUUGGCUAUCCGGCGAUCGCACGAAUAGCGUUCGGCAUGAACGGCAGUUACUUUGCCGUCCUCAACCGUAUACUGCUCUCCGUCGUGUGGUUCGCCGUGCAAGCCUGGAACGGCGGUCUCUGCGUGCUCGUCUGCCUGCGCGCCAUUUUCCCGGGGCACAUCGACCGCAUCCCGAAUCCGUUCCCCGCGCGCACAGGCAUGAACGGCGCGCAGUUCAUGUGCUACGUGCUCUUCAUGCUGAUUUGCGUUCCGUUGACGUACAUUCACCCGCACAAACUCAAUAUGUUCUUCAAGAUAUGCUCCGUGAUCGUCUUCAUUAACCAGCUCGCAAUGCUUAUAUGGGCGCUCGCGACCAUGGAAGGCGGCUUGUCCAGCGGUGUCCUCUCGUCCGGCGAGGCUCUUGACAAGUCUAGCUUGGCGUGGGCGAUCUGCAGUGGCAUCAUGGCUCAGAUUGGGGGCAUCGCUGCGGGUAUCCUUAACGAUAAUGAUUUUACACGAUUUGCAAAGACCCCGGAGAGACGGGCAAUCAUGGCCCAAGCUCUCACCUUCCCUGUGACGGCCUUCCUGACCUCUCUCUUUGGUAUACUGAUUACCGCUGCGACCGCUGAACGUUAUGGCGAAGCCCUGUGGAACCCACCCGGCUUGCUCUUAGCAGCGCAGAAGGCAGGUGGUUCUGGCUCGCGCGCGUCUACUUUCUUCUGUGCUUUCGGCUGGGUAAUUACUCAACUCGGUAUCAACAUCCCUGGGAAUUUGGUCGCCGGCGGUGUAGAUGUGGCUGCGUUGUGGCCAAAGUACAUCAACUUGCGCCGAGGUGCAUACAUGGUCCUCAUCGUUUCGCUGGCUGCCAACCCCUGGCAGCUCCUCAGCUCUUCAAGUGUAUUCCUAGAGGUGCUCAGUGCGUACUCUGUCUUCCUUAGUCCCAUGACUGGCCUGCUCGUCAGCCAGUACUACGUCAUCCAAAGACGCUACUUCAAGGUCCCCGACGUGUACAUCGGUGACAAGCGGUCGAUAUACUGGUACACCUGUGGUAUCAACUGGCGCGCCUUCGUCGCCUUCUUCGGCGGAGUCGCGCCGUGCAUUACCGGCUUCGUCGGCUCCGUGUCCAACCACACCGUCAGCGCGGCGACCGUGCACAUCUACGACCUCAACUAUAUCGUCGGCUUCGGCAUCUCCUUCGUCGUCAAUUGGGCGCUGCACUGCCUGUUCCCGGUCCCGGAGCAGCGGGAGUUCGUGAGGAGGAUGGAAGAGGCGGGUGCGCCGAAGCACCUGGAUGGGCUGAUGGAGUACUUGGAGGAGGUCGACGGGAAGUCGACGAGCGAGUCGUACGAUGUCGGCGUUAUUGAGGAGAAGGUCGGUGAAGAGAAGGGAUUGUCAGACAAAGAGGCCGAGUGAAGAUUUAUUGUAUCGACGAUCUGACAAUGGUUGCUCAGUGAAUCAAUUUCCGUCUGGAAUGCGAUCCGUCUCGUCCAUCUUCUA